Molecule: messenger RNA, 4116 nt
Organism: Rattus norvegicus (Norway rat)
Lineage: Eukaryota; Metazoa; Chordata; Mammalia; Rodentia; Muridae
Gene: Chrna10
Product: cholinergic receptor nicotinic alpha 10 subunit
Biological process (GO): monoatomic ion transport; monoatomic ion transmembrane transport; negative regulation of ERK1 and ERK2 cascade
Cellular component (GO): plasma membrane; postsynaptic membrane; membrane
Molecular function (GO): transmembrane signaling receptor activity; monoatomic ion channel activity; acetylcholine-gated monoatomic cation-selective channel activity
Source: RefSeq, a predicted model, not a curated record
CCCAGCAACCACAUGGUGGCUCACAACCAUCUGUAAUGGGGAUCCGAUGCCCUCUUCUGGUGUGUCUGAAGACAGCUACUCUGUACUUAUACAUAAUAAAUAAAUAAAUCUUUAAAAAAAAAAAGAAAGUUAUUGACUAAUAAAUACUGCUGCACACAGAUUGUGCACAUAGAUUGUUCCUCUGAAUAUACUUCUAUUCAGAAAGGCUGCUCUUUUGGAGGUUAUUAAACCAGGAGUCACUGCUUUCUAAGGGUAGUAAUGAUUACUGAACUGGCUGCUUCACAGACACAGCCUCUAUCGAAUGAGAGAAUUCAAGUCUACUCGUGUUAAACGAGCAAAUUCCGGGUAGGUUUAAACCAAAGACUUCUGCAACAUCACAGAAUUGAAAGAUUAAAAAAAGCGGGUUUGCUUUGUUAAUCAGUGUACAGUCCUCCCUCCACACUGACUCAAAGAGAAUGGCUGAGCUUAUGGCAGAGAAGCCUUGUCAUUCUUGUGCCAGAGGUGUUUCUCAAAAAGAAUGUGCUACAGAGGGUUGGGGAUUUAGCUCAGUGGUAGAGCACUUGCCUAGCAAGCGCAAGGCCCUGGGUUCGGUCCCCAGCUCUGGAAAAAAAAAAAAAAGAAUGUGCUACAGAAACAGCUCGUGGCUUUAGCGGCAUUGAGGACUAUUGGUACAGGAAGUACCUGCUCUUAGGUCAAGUACUAUUUCCUUUCUGUUAGUAAGUAAGAAGGCUGGGCUAUAGUUGACUGCUGCCUGCCUAGCGUGCAGGAAGCUCUGUUCAGAACCCCAAUACUACAUAAGCUGAGCACGGUGAUGCCUGCCUGCCUGUAUCUCAGCAUUUGGGAAGUGGAGGCAGGAGCUCAAGGUCAUCCUUGACUACACUGGGACUAAAAGGCCAGCACAUGAACUGGGAGAUGAGCACAUAACUGUGACCCAAAUUAUUUGGGAGAUAAGAGGCAAAAGUUCGUGGGCAUCUUCAGCUACACAGGAUUCUAAAGUGUAAGUCUUCUAUAGUCCUCACUGUGACCCUUAACCUCUAAUCCCUAACCUUAACCCUAACCCUAACCCUCACCAGCCCCUCCCACAGUAGUUAGGCACUGGGUACAGAAUCAGCCUGGAGUCACGACGGGGACCAAGGAAAAGCUUCAAGGGACCAUCUAAAAUGGUCUGACUCAACACGCUCCCAUAAGGAGAACAGAGCUUAGUUGGCACAAAGCAGUGAGUCUAGCAGUGUUCAGUCCUUCACUAGGAGGAAAGGUGCUGGUCUAAAAGAAGCCUCUAGAAUUCACACAAAGAAUGUAGCUGAACUGGGGUACAGUUCUCAUCCACAGGCCUCAGCCCGUAGACCUUUAGAGCCUUAAAAUUUGCAUCUGUAGAUUCUGGCAUCUCUAAACCUUCCCAACCCCCAGGAUGAGCCUUCAUGCUGAGUUACACAGUUUGAAUAAUUUAGGACCCAGCACCCUCAGGUGUCAGUUUCAGUUGCUCUGUUCCCAUGGGCACGGGUAUGCCAACCUGCAAUUAAGCUCUCCUGUGCUUCAAACCCUGAUAAGAGCUCCUGGCCCAAUUCUGAGAGCAGCAGGCUUGCUCAGAGCCCAGGUACUAUCUACACUAUCCCUGCUGGCUGGACCUGUUGUCCUACAUCGCUCCUGAAGACUUGCCCACCCUCUGGCUGUGGUAGGGCCAUGGGGACAAGGAGCCACUACCUGGACCUGGGGUUUCUGCUGCUGCUGUUUCUCCCUGCAGAGUGCCUGGGAGCUGAGGGGAGACUGGCUCACAAGCUGUUUCGUGACCUGUUUGCCAACUAUACAAGUGCUCUGAGACCAGUGGCAGAUACAGACCAGACUCUAAAUGUGACCCUGGAGGUGACAUUGUCUCAGAUCAUUGAUAUGGAUGAACGGAACCAGGUGCUGACCUUGUACCUGUGGAUCCGGCAAGAGUGGACAGAUGCCUACCUACACUGGGACCCCAAAGCCUAUGGUGACCUGGACGCAAUCCGAAUUCCCAGCCGUCUAGUGUGGCGACCAGACAUCGUACUUUACAACAAGGCGGACACGCAGCCACCUGCCUCAGCCAGCACCAACGUGGUUGUGCGGCACGACGGCGCUGUGCGCUGGGACGCACCGGCCAUCACACGCAGCUCGUGCCGUGUGGACGUGUCUGCCUUCCCUUUUGACGCGCAGCGCUGCGGCCUGACCUUCGGCUCAUGGACGCACGGUGGGCACCAGCUGGAUGUGCGACCUCGGGGCACUUCCGCCAGUCUGGCCGACUUCGUGGAGAACGUUGAAUGGCGGGUGCUGGGCAUGCCAGCACGCAGGCGGGUCCUCACCUAUGGCUGCUGCUCUGAGCCCUACCCAGAUGUGACCUUUACUCUGUUGCUGCGCCGCCGCGCUGCAGCCUACGUGUGCAACCUCCUGCUGCCCUGUGUGUUCAUCUCCCUGCUGGCACCUCUGGCCUUCCACCUGCCUGCUGACUCUGGGGAGAAGGUGUCUCUGGGCGUCACCGUGCUCCUGGCGCUCACCGUCUUCCAGCUGAUCCUGGCCGAGAGCAUGCCACCUGCAGAGAGUGUGCCACUCAUCGGAAAGUACUAUAUGGCCACUAUGACCAUGGUCACAUUCUCCACAGCACUUACCAUCCUCAUCAUGAAUCUGCACUACUGUGGCCCUAAUGCACAUCCAGUGCCCGCCUGGGCUCGGGUUCUCCUGCUGGGACACCUAGCCAAAGGCCUGUGUGUGCGGGAACGAGGGGAGCCCUGUGGGCAGUCCAAGCCACUAGAGUCAGCCCCCAGCCUCCAGCCUCCACCAGCUUCCCCAGCGGGCCCUUGUCAUGAGCCACGGUGUCUAUGCCACCAGGAAGCCCUUCUACAUCAUAUAGCUUCCAUUGCUAGUACCUUCCGCAGCCACCGGGCUGCCCAGCGCCGCCACGAAGAUUGGAAGCGUCUGGCUAGAGUAAUGGACCGCUUUUUCCUAGGCAUCUUCUUCUGCAUGGCUCUGGUCAUGAGCCUCAUUGUACUGGUGCAAGCCCUGUAAGGGCCAGGAACUGGAUUUCAGGGAGCUACGGUCACAUCAACACCACCAGGCAGGAAUGGCAAAGCCCAGGUGGUUGUUGGUACUCAGAUGCACUAGCCAGUCUCUCCCCAAAGUGCUGCUAACAGUCAGAGACACCUCUUCAGGACCAGUGCUUCUGACCUCACAACUUACAAACAGCCUUUGCGAUCUACAUGCCCUCAUGGAGGGGGAUCUAAAGCCCACCUCUAAUUCCAACAUGAUUAAGGUCAAAGUACAAACUUGGAGGAUAAGACUCAAUGCCAGAUGAGCACGGUAAUUCCAGCACAUGGAGGCUGAGACAGGAGGAUUACCUUAAGUUCUGUAGCCUGAGGCAUAAAAAAUUUUUUUGAAUAGUCACCCCAUUGUCUACACUUGGAAUCAUAGCUAUUGGCUGGGGGAAUCCAGAUUAUUUCUGUCUAUUGAGACAGAGUCUCACUAUGUAGUCCUUGCUAUCCUGGAACUCGCAAUGAAGCCCAGGCUGGCUUUGAACUCACAUAGAUCCACAUGCCUCUGCCUUUCCAAACACAGGUGCCACUAUGCCUGGCUAGAGUGUAGGUUACUAAUUAAAGGGACAAAGCCACACUUUGCUUGUCACCCUUAGCAGUUGCUGUUACAGAUUCUCACCUGGCUUGUUUCUGCUUAGGCUCUCCCGGAAGGGAGUUCACGGUCUAGUUUCCAGAACAGAAGGCUGUGCAGACAUUUGACCCAGAACUUCAAUCCAUAAUAAAUGAGAGUAUUCCCGGCACCUCCCUCAGGCCUUGUCUUCUUGGGGCUCACAAACAGAAGUUGGGGAUUCAGUUUGUCUUUAUAGGAAAGACUCUCAGGACUCAUAGAUCAAUGCAAAAAUUACAUCUCUUUUAAAAAAAAUCACAUUUAUUAUCCUGGUAGUGGUAGCUCAUACCUUUAUGAGAGGCAUUAAAGUGACCCCAGCUUGGCCCAUCGCCAUGUGUGCUCCCCCACCGCCCACAAUGAGUUGAAGUCUCCUGGCUCCAAGCUGAGUCUCUGCCUGUCCUCCAGUCCUCUGCCUGUCCUCAGUCUCCUUCCUACAGCCCUGGGUGAGGGUCAGUUUCCAAA